AUGAACCCUCCCAGGCUAACGAAUCCACGCCCAGGACUACCGAUUGUCGGCCAUGCCUUGCAAGUGCUACCGGUGCAUUCAUGGCUCAAGUUCAAGACAUGGACAGAUGAGCUCGGUCCCAUUGUCCGGUUCCGCGUUUUUGGAUGGGAGAAUAUCGUACUGUCCACGGAAAAAGUGGCCAACGAUCUACUACGCGAGCGGGGCUCGCGAUACUCCUGUCGAGAGCAUCCUGCUGCCAUGAUGCCCUUUGUGCUUGUUAUUGUUCUCUCCCUCCAGGAGCAGCAGGCAAUGUGGGAUGAGCUUGAUAAGGUUGUGGGCGACCGGAUGCCGGAGUUUGAGGAUGUACCCAGACUCCCAACGUGUCAGGCAGUUAUCAAGGAAGUUCUCCGGUGGAGGCCUGUUACCAGUGGAGGGCCAUUCACCGAGACCCCGAACUGUACCCGGAUGGCAACACGUUUAACCCAGACCGGUGGCUUAAGGCUUAGUCCCAAGUACCCCAGCUUCCGGGAACCGUUGAGCAAGUAUCCAUCUCUGCAGAACUUCUCCAGCUUCGGCUGUGGUCGGCGGAUUUCCCCGGGGAUGAACAUCGCCGAGCGGUCCCUCUACAUUCUCCCAGGGCGUGUCAUGUGGGCCUGUCGAAUUACCAAAGCGAAGAAUGCUAAUGGCGCGGAUAUCACACCGCCGUCCUAUGAUUAUACCACUGGAUUCAACGCAUAG
Molecule: messenger RNA, 717 nt
Organism: Aspergillus calidoustus
Lineage: Eukaryota; Fungi; Ascomycota; Eurotiomycetes; Eurotiales; Aspergillaceae
Source: the annotation of a GenBank genome assembly